CUCCUCGGUCACACUUCCGGUUUUCUCCUUUGCUUUGAAACGUCAACAGCGCCAAAGUUCAGCCUCUCCAAAGAGGAAAAUGACAAGCGAAGAACCACAAUGGCGAAAAGUUCAUUCGUUCACAGGUGUAAUUCCUCGCUCCAGGCACGGACACCGGGCGGUAGCAAUCCGGGAGCUGAUCGUGGUGUUUGGAGGUGGAAACGAAGGGAUCGCAGAGGACCUCCAUGUUUACAACACUGUCUCCAAGCAGUGGUUUCUGCCUGCAGUGCGAGGAGACAUCCCCCCUGGCUGUGCUGCUCACGGCUUGGUCUGUGAGGACACCCGCGUCCUCGUCUUUGGCGGCAUGGUGGAGUAUGGCAAAUACUCCAAUAAUCUCUAUGAACUUCAGGCUAGUCGCUGGCUUUGGAAGAAGCUGAAGCCCAGAGCGCCCAGGAAUGGCCUGCCUCCGUGCCCUCGAAUCGGGCACAGUUUCACCCUUGUGGGUAGCAGGUGUUAUGUGUUUGGGGGGCUGGCCAAUGUUAGCGAGGACCCCAACGGCAACAUCCCACGGUACUUGGACGACCUCUACGAGUUGGAGCUGCAGUCUGUAUCGGGGGCAAGAGGCUGGAGCAUCCCGGAGACCAAAGGCGGUGGUCCUUCAGCGCGGGAGUCGCACACGUCCGUCGCUUACACCGGUCUUGGCUCUCCAAAGCUCUUCAUCUUCGGGGGGAUGCAAGGCCGCAGAUUAGAUGAUCUCUGGCAGCUUGACCUCAACACGAUGGCGUGGUCAUUGCUUGAAACGAGGGGCUCGGUGCCACUCCCCAGGAGUCUUCACUCUGCCAAUGUGAUUGGAAACAGGAUGUUCGUUUUUGGCGGCUGGAUUCCUGUUCCCGAGUCGGAGAAGCGCAAUGCCGCGGGGAUGAAAUGGAUUUGCACCAACUCCUUAAGCGUGCUUAACUUUGACACGAUGAGCUGGCAGAACCUGAGUCCGGAGUACGACGACAUCAACUCCCAGCUGCAGAGUCACAUGACACAGAGCGACGAUCACAACACCGGCGGGCCCAAAGCCAGGGCUGGCCACUGUGCCGCCGCCGUCGGUUCCAGGCUCUACAUUUGGAGCGGCCGAGAUGGUUACCAGAAGAAUUUCUAUCAAGUGUGCUGCAAGGACCUUUGGUACCUGGAGACAGAUCGUCCGGCUCCAGCCGAUGCGGUGAUGCUCAUCAAAUCCACCGUCAGCAUGCUUCACGUGGCGUGGCGCCCCCUGUCGGGAGCGGACUGCUACAUCCUUCAGAUUCAGCCUGCGGGGAGCCAUCCUCAAACCGAACGGGUCGAUUCGACUUCAACGGAAGCGGACGCCAAACCUAAAGAUUCCCAGUCCUCGCACGGCGCAAGUGAACGCAACGCUGAAGAACAAGGGAUCACAUCAGCCCAGGACGGCUCAAAGCAACACGACAAUCCGACAAAGUCGUCCAGCGGCUCCCAAGAAGGGGGACGGGAUUCUUCAGGAUCUGCUCACCAUCAGCAGGCUGAGAAGACAAGAGAUCAGAAUGCAGAGGGAGCCAUGUGGUUUGACGUUGGUGUGUUCAGAACCCUUUUUUCUGAAGUCCAGCACUACUAUCUGCCAGCCGACAACAACCAGGCGACGACAACCGUCGGCAGCCGGCCGUCCAUGACUAAAGAGAGGAAGCUGCCGAUGCCUCACGACUACGAGGAUAGAGAGAAGAAGGAGCUGGAUCCCGGUCGGAGUUACCGUUUCAGAGUAGCAGGCGUCAACUGCUUUGGCGAAGGAGACUUCAGCCCGGUCAGCGAGUUCAAGACGUGCCAACCGGGCUUCCCUGGAGCGCCGUCCGCGGUCAAGAUCACCAAGGCCAAUGAAUUAGUCCACAUUACAUGGGAAGCUCCUCCGUCUCCAUCAGGCCGGAUUCUGGAAUAUUCCAUGUACAUGGCGGUGAAGAAAAGCCGCUCGUCCAGUUCGGAGGGUCCGGGCCAACUGGCGUUCAUCCGAAUCUACCGCGGCGUCAAGACGUUCUGCACGGUCAGCUCCAGCCACCUGGUUAACGCGCAUCUCGACUGCUCCGUCUCCAACCGGCCGGCGCUGGUCUUCCGCAUCGCAGCCAAGAACGAGCAGGGCUACGGCCCGGCGACGCAGAUCCGCUGGAUUCAAGGUCGGGGGAAUGAAAACAGCCAUCGAGCGUCUCGAUUUGAGCCCCAACUUCCAUUUGUCUUCUUUUUAGAUGCUUUUAGAAUGCGAGCCGGAUCCAAGCCAGACGGCGGCGCUGUAGGUGACUUUGACGCUGCCGACAGCUCCAGCUGAAAACAAACGACUUUCAAGACGACAGUG
Molecule: messenger RNA, 2320 nt
Organism: Hippocampus zosterae (dwarf seahorse)
Lineage: Eukaryota; Metazoa; Chordata; Actinopteri; Syngnathiformes; Syngnathidae
Gene: hcfc2
Product: host cell factor C2
Exons: 15
Coding region: 80-2293 (737 amino acids)
Biological process (GO): chromatin remodeling; regulation of DNA-templated transcription
Cellular component (GO): histone methyltransferase complex
Molecular function (GO): protein binding; transcription coactivator activity
Source: RefSeq, a predicted model, not a curated record